This is a messenger RNA of Heterotrigona itama, 765 nucleotides long. The record is from the annotation of a GenBank genome assembly. Lineage: Eukaryota; Metazoa; Arthropoda; Insecta; Hymenoptera; Apidae.
AUGGGCCAGAAGCUGCUGGUGCAGGAGGCGCCUGGCUCCGGUUCCGGUUCGACGAAUCGCAUGGAAGGCGGCGAAGGGGCCGCAGGAGGGGAACUACACCACUUCCUUCAUCAGUACAACCAGCAAUCGCACAGUCCUGGCCAGAGCCUACAGGGUGGCCUUCCGCUUCCGCUCAGCCCGCAGUCCCUCAGACACGACGGUUCCUCGAGCACCGGUAUCACCGGAGUCAAGAGGGAACCGGAGGACUUGAGCUCGUCGAGAGGGGCACAACAAUCCAGCAAGAGGCACAAACAGGCGCAACCGGACAGCCCCACGCCACCGGGGAUGUACCAUCAUCAUCAGCAUCAACUACAGGUGCAACAGUACGGCAGUCCCUACGAUCCCUACAGCUCGUGCAGUCCACGACUGCAGUCGGCGGCGUACACGUCGACCUCGGCGACGGGCGCGGCGAAUGCUGGAAACCCGAGCGGAUUGCACCAGGAGGCGACAGCGGUCUACGUAACCGGCGACGCUCUACCACCCCUGGCGUCCUCGAGUUCGUCCUCGUUGUCCACCACGACCGCUUCGUACACGAGGUACGAGGUUGUGCCAAGCUCUUACACGACGACACACGCGAUACGCUCGUCCUCGAGCAGCAGCAAAGUCCUGACCGUUGAUCUUCCCAGCCCUGACUCCGGCAUCGGCGCGGACGCGGUCACGCCCAGGCAAGAUCAUCAUCCGCCCACGGCGCUCCAUCAGGUUAGUUGUUCCAUCCUAAUUCGAUGA